ACAAAGGUUAUACCAGUACAUCUAAAAUUUAACACGGUUGAUUCCCGAAAGUCAAAGUGUGAAAUUCACCGCAGCAGUCGCAAACAGGAUCGGAAGAGGCGGAAAUUCAUCGUACUACAACGGGCUAAGCCGCGUAAAGAGAGCCGCGUACAAAACAUAUAUUUGGACACCGGAAAAGCCGAGCACACAGUAAACAUGUUGGCCUUCCACAACGAGCACAUUGCCAGCUGUGCUUUCCUGACCUACUAUACACCGGAGAGCUCCACGGCCACGGCGGCCAGCUCGCCCACCUCAUCCGCCGCACAGGCGACGACGCUCUUCAAUGACAAACAGGCCAUAUCAGGGAUGAACCGUGCUUUACAGCUGAAGCCAGCUGAAAAUGAAAGUCGCAGCGAGCAUCUAGAUCGCAAGCUCUUCGUUGGCAUGCUCAGCAAACAACAGACCGAAGACGAUGUUAGACAAAUCUUCCACCCGUUCGGCUCUAUAGAGGAGUGCACCAUAUUGCGGGGCCCGGACGGUACGAGCAAAGGUAAGUGCACAAGGCUUCAUCCUUACAACAGAACACGUGAUCCACGUGGCGGCUGCGCUUUCGUCAAAUUCGGCACGCAACAGGAGGCUCAGUCAGCAAUAGCCAAUCUACACGGAAGUCAAACUAUGCCGGGUGCAUCCUCCAGCCUGGUCGUCAAAUACGCCGACACAGAGAAGGAGCGACAAAUCAGGCGCAUGCAACAAAUGGCCGGCCAUAUGAACCUGCUGAAUCCGUUUGUCUUUAAUCAGUUCAGUCCGUACGGCGCCUAUGCUCAGCAACAACAGCAAGCCGCUCUGAUGGCAGCCGCUGCCACGGCGCCUGGAUCAGCAGCCGCUUACAUGAACCCCAUGGCCGCCCUGGCAACGCAAAUACCUCAUGGCCUCAAUGGCACCGGACAGCCGCCUUCGUUGCCCUCGCCGACUAUGCCCAACUUCAGCAUGGGCGCGAACACGCCCAACGGCCAGCCCGGCGGAGCUGCCGCGGCUGCAGCAGCUGCUGCGGCGGACGGGGUCUUCACGAAUGGCAUUCCACAAACGGCAUUCCCAGGACAUCCGCUGCAUUUGACUAUACCACCACAAGGUCUGCCAAACGGCGAUGCUGCUACUCUGCAACAUGCCUUCCCUGGUCUGCCACCGUUUCCAGGAGUUGCCUUCCCCGCCGUCUAUGGACAGUUUCCACAAGCUUUACCACCUCCCCUAGCGGCGGUUGCACCCACUCAGCGUGAAGAUUUUCUGAUGUUCCCAGGAUGCUCGAUAUCCGGUCCAGAGGGCUGCAAUCUCUUCAUCUACCAUUUGCCCCAAGAGUUUGGCGAUGCGGAAUUAAUGCAAAUGUUCCUGCCCUUUGGCAAUGUGAUCAGCUCUAAGGUCUUCAUCGAUCGCGCUACAAACCAGAGCAAAUGCUUCGGUUUUGUGUCCUUCGAUAAUCCCGCCAGCGCUCAAGCGGCCAUUCAGGCCAUGAAUGGCUUCCAGAUUGGCAUGAAAAGACUGAAAGUUCAAUUGAAGCGGCCAAAGGAUGCCAGUCGACCCUAUUAACAAUCGGAGUUCCUUAAGUGUAAUUCGCAACAACUACAACUACACCCUGGAGCACCAACAACAGGAGUAGUCGCAGGAGCAGCCAUGCCACAAACAACAACACACUAUGCAACUGCAGCAGCAGCCACUGCAUCCACAGCAACAGCCACAGCAACAACCACAGUACAUCACUAUAGUCGCAGAAGCAGCUUUAGGCCACCAUUUCCCACUGACAACUCCACUCAUAUGCAGUAUCAAUUCGCCAGCUGGCGAAAUGGUACCUACUGCUAUCGCUAUAGUACCCCCAGCAACAUCUCUCCCAGCCCCAACAGCAACAUCAGUAAUGCCAGCAACUGCAGCAAGGACAACAGCAACAGCAACAGCACCACCAGCAACAGCACCACCAACAACAAUAGCAGCAACUGCAGCAGCAGAAUGGACGAUUCCCAACCACAUCCAACUGAACCGGACACGGCAUCCAAUAGCAACCAGAAGAAGAACCUAUCCAAAGUGGAACUAGUCGAAAAACUGUUCAAGUGGCAGCAACAAAAGCGAAAGACCUAAAGCCACCAGGAACCAGCAGCAACCAACAGCAACCAUUGACAACUGCGACAACAAUAAGGAGCAACUACUGAAAGGGUGAGCCAUUGAAUUCGGAUGAUUGGGAAUUCCCAAUCCCCCAACCACUUCAGAAGAAGAUGAAAAAGAAGAUCUCUUUCCAAAUGGAAGAUUUCCCAGAGCUGCCUCGGCGAUCUACUUGGAAGGAGAUCUUGCGGAUAAAACUUGGAACAGCUUACUGAUGCUUUACCAUUACCUCUUUUCAGAUGGUCUUCACCAUGCUAAGUGAAAAUGAUUAUAAAAAUAAAACUUAAACACAUGCAAAAGCGUAUGUCAAAAAAACC
This is a messenger RNA of Drosophila obscura, 2441 nucleotides long. It is a transcript of the gene bru3, whose product is annotated as CUGBP Elav-like family member 4. The transcript has 12 exons. Gene Ontology annotation, biological process: regulation of alternative mRNA splicing, via spliceosome; mRNA splice site recognition. Lineage: Eukaryota; Metazoa; Arthropoda; Insecta; Diptera; Drosophilidae. The coding region runs from base 196 to 1560 and encodes 454 amino acids. Gene Ontology annotation, cellular component: ribonucleoprotein complex; nucleus; cytoplasm. Gene Ontology annotation, molecular function: mRNA binding. The record is from RefSeq and is a predicted model, not a curated record.